Acanthocheilonema viteae is the source of this 483-nucleotide messenger RNA. Lineage: Eukaryota; Metazoa; Nematoda; Chromadorea; Rhabditida; Onchocercidae. The record is from the annotation of a GenBank genome assembly.
AUGCGAACCGCUGGUGAGGUAACUUUUGCAGAUGCGCAUAAGCAACAUCCAAAUGAAGGGAUUGUAUGCUUUCUUUCACGAGAAGAUCUUGAAAGGGCGCUUGACAAGCUGCAAGGAAAAGAAGUUAAUGGACGCAAGCUGAAACUAAUUGAUGAUUCGGAAAGACGAGACAGUCGAAGUCGUUCCCGUUCUCAUCAUCGGUCUAAUUCGCGUUCGCGUAGCUCGCGUAGCCGGUCAUCACGUUCACGCACCGGCUCGAAAUCACGUUCGCCUACACCGAAGAAGGAAGGUGAAGGUUCGAAAUCACGUAGCCGUUCUGGAAGUGCUCGUUCUCGUUCUCAUUCGCCGGACAGAAAUGAAUCCCAAGCUGAUGCGGUUACCGAGAAUGGUAAUAAUGGUGAAAAUCAUGCUACCGUUCCUGAGACCAGUGAUGAGCCCAUGAAAGAUGCAAGUCCAGCGCCCAGUGGCAAUGAUUACAACUGA